AUGAAGCGCACUACGGAUCAGAGACCGUCAAUUGACGGCAAUGGCAUGCCCGACUCUAAAAAGCGGGCUCUGUCCAGCGAAGAGGCAGUCGCACGCUUCAGCGACGGCCUCUUCGACCCGGCAAAGCAAAAGAAGUAUACCGACGCAUACGCCAAGUCAUCUCCGUACUUGCACGGUGUCAUCUGUCCCCUGAUCGAGCCGUCUCUUUUGCGCUCUGUGCGUGACGAGGUGCAAGAGCACCUAUCCUUCACCGAGAAGGAGACCGACAUCUACAAGAUCUUCCAGUCGGGUGAUCUGGCCAACCUGGACGGCCUCGAUGACUCGUCCUUGUCAAAGCUUCCUUCGCUGCUCAAGCUCCGUGAUGCGAUGUACUCAGCUCGCUUCCGCGAGUACCUUUCCUCCGUAACUGGGUCGGGCAAAUUGAGUGGUAAGAAGACAGACAUGGCCAUCAACAUCUACACUGAGGGCUGUCAUCUUUUGUGCCAUGACGACGUGAUUGGUAGCCGUCGUGUCAGUUACAUUCUGUAUCUGACCGAUCCCGACACGCCAUGGCAGAAGGAAUGGGGCGGUGCGCUGCGCCUGUACCCGACCACGACGAAGAAGGAUGCCCAAGGCGAGGACGUCAAAAUCCCCAGUCCCGAUUUUAGCCUCUCAAUCCCCCCUGCGUUCAACCAGCUCAGCUUCUUCACUGUUCAGCCGGGCGAGAGUUUCCAUGACGUGGAAGAAGUGUACCACUACCGCGAAGGCGAGGACAAGUCGAAGAAGCGUGUGCGCAUGGCCAUCAGUGGAUGGUUCCAUAUCCCCCAAGAAGGAGAAGACGGGUACGAAGAGGGACUGGAGGAGAAGCUUGCGGCGCGCAGCAGUUUGGCUCAACUGCAGGGCCGAGGGGAUAUCUACGAUCUUCCGCAACCGAAACCCGUGUCAUGGGAGGUUCCGGAGGUGUCUGGCAAGGGAAAGGGCAGGAUGGAAGAGGAAGCGGCGGAGGGCAACGAGUUUACCGAGAGUGAUCUCGAGUUCCUCGUGCAGUACUUGGCUCCAUCAUACCUGACUCCCGACAUCGCCGAGGAAAUGUCCGAAGCAUUUGGAAACGAGUCCUCACUGAGUCUGGAGCGCUUCCUCAACGAGAAAUUUGCUUCCCGCGUGAGCGCCUACAUCGAGGAACAAGAGCGACAAGGUUUGCCUGCGUCAUGCGAAGAAAUCCAAGCCACCACCGAGUGGACGGUGGCCGUGCCCCCUCACAAGCACCGUUAUCUCUACCAGCAGGCCGCCGAGGGCGACACGAGUAACCCCAUCAAGGAGCUGCUGAAUGUGCUCUUCCCUUCUCAGUCUUUCCGAAAGUGGCUUGCCCUGAUCACCGGUGUAGACCAUCUCAAGACUCACAACUUCCUUGCCCGGCGCUUCCGCCGUGGUGCGGACUAUACCUUGGCCAGUGGGUAUGACGGAGAAGAGCCCCGUUUAGAAUUCACUCUCUCCUUGACUCCCACGACCGGAUGGGAGAAGGAAGUGGAAGAAGAAGAUGAGGACGAGGAAGAGGACGAGGGUGAGGGUGAGAAGAGAGAACCCAAGAACAAAGCAGCCGAGUCAAAGAAGGAUGCCGCUCAAGAGACCGUCGAGCAUCCUUCGGUCGGUGGAUACGAAAUCUACAUGGCCGGUGACGACGACGAGGAGGACGAGGAUGAGGACGAGGAGCACGCAGACCAAGUCCUCCGGCCCAAGAAGACCAAGGCCGACCCGGCCAUCUACCGCUCUGCUGGGGCUGAUGAGGAUGAUGGGAUUCUGUUUAGCAGCCAGGCGGGCUGGAACCGUCUCAGCAUUGUCCUGCGGGAUAGUGGUACCCUGAAGUUUGUCAAGUACGUCAGUGCCAACGCCAAGGGAGAUCGAUGGGAUGUCACCGGCGACAUUGAGGUGGAGUUUGACGAAGAUGAGGAUGAAGAUGACGGUGACGAUGAGUGA
This is a messenger RNA of Penicillium oxalicum, 1953 nucleotides long. Its product is annotated as oxidative DNA demethylase. Bases 1 to 1953 code for a protein of 650 amino acids. Gene Ontology annotation, cellular component: cytoplasm. The record is from RefSeq and is a predicted model, not a curated record. Gene Ontology annotation, molecular function: iron ion binding; L-ascorbic acid binding; peptidyl-proline dioxygenase activity. NCBI's taxonomy places the organism in Eukaryota, Fungi, Ascomycota, Eurotiomycetes, Eurotiales, Aspergillaceae. The transcript has 2 exons. Gene Ontology annotation, biological process: regulation of translational termination; peptidyl-proline hydroxylation.